UCCGGGUGCCAUAGCCACGAUCAUCCCAGAGCAACACGCAAGAGCAGCGACAUGAUUAGGAAAUUGUAAAGAAACAGUGAUAAAUUAAAACUCCAAUAAUAGGCUAAUAACUUGGGCCAAUACAUCUGGAAUGUCAAUCAGUGUACCUUGCUGGGAGGGUUUUCCCGCGAUCGUGUAGGUUUAGAGACGUCAUGAUGAUGCUCACUCUUAUUGGUUAAGGGACUGCCAUUUUCUGAAUUAGCAUAAAGGACGCAACUGGAAAAGGAUCCACUUGGGGGUAAGCUGGUGAUGCGUCACAGCCCUUGGUAAAAGAGAGAGAAAAAAAAUCAAAAUAUCGACAAUCCUGCGAAUCAAUGCGUGCCAAUGGCAACGAAACCAUUCGUGAUCUCAAAACGGAACACAAACGUGCUACAGGUGAUUCGAGGCAUGAGCAUUGGAAUCGAAGAUAUCCGGGGUCCCAAGUUCCAUAAACAACUUAUACAAACGUUCCAUAGAAACUUGACAUGGAGUAUUCGCGGUUGAAGUCCUACACCGUGUAGAGAAGAGCACAAUAUUUCACCGCAUCACUUCUCGAGACCAUGAAACAGCACCGAAUGUGAGCGCGAGGGAGUGAAACAAGAACAAGUUGAGGCUGAGAAAUCCACCAACCGCGGAAGAAGCCAGCAGCCUCGCGCGCUGUCAGAAAAUCACAAGGAGAAAAGUUCUAAGCCUGCUGCGCCUUUUUCUUUCGCAUUGCGUAAGUGAACUAAAAAACAGCUACAUAAAUGUACAGGGACAGUAUUAUCUGUCUUGCUGAGAUAUCAGAAUAGCAGCAGAGAGCAGAGGAAAAUAAAACAACAACUGCUGUUUUGUAUUGACAACAACAAUAAUAGCAGAUCAUCAUGGAUACAGGGGGGUCCUCCGGGCUGGCCAAAUCAGCCGCUGUAAAACUGUCCGAGAUGGGAGAAAGAACGAAACAGUUUGGCAACGCAAUGAAAGCCCCGGACCAUCAAAGACGGAUCAUUUUAGUGAUCGUCUGCGUGGCUCUUCUUCUAGACAAUAUGCUCUAUAUGGUUAUAGUCCCGAUUAUUCCCGACUACCUUGCUGAUUUAGAGCUUGAGCAAGCAGAGCACGUCCACGUAGUUAUACAUCCUAAUUCUUCAAUCAACAGCACAAUGAGCUCAGCCCAAGCUAAAAGCAACAGGGACAAUUUAGACGUCCAAAUAGGAGUACUUUUUGCGUCCAAGGCUAUCUUGCAGCUCUUGGUGAACCCUUUGUCAGGAACUUUCAUAGACCGCGUUGGAUACGACAUUCCACUCCUGAUAGGACUAACCGUCAUGUUCUUUUCCACAUGUAUAUUUGCUUUCGCUGAGAACUACGCGACGCUAUUUUUUGCACGUAGUUUGCAAGGUCUGGGCUCAGCUUUCGCCGACACCUCAGGAAUUGCCAUGAUAGCAGAUAAAUACACCGAAGAAUCGGAGAGAAGUAAAGCCCUUGGUAUCGCCCUGGCGUUCAUCUCUUUCGGUAGCCUGGUAGCACCUCCCUUCGGGGGUAUCCUGUACGAGUUUGCCGGUAAACGAGUACCGUUUAUCGUUCUCGCCGUUGUUUGCCUUAUAGACGGGAUUCUGCUCUUGACCGUGAUCAAGCCGUUCUCGAACAGGACUAGAGACAAUAUGCCGGUGGGUACCCCCAUCUACAAACUAAUGGUUGACCCCUACAUAGCUGUCGUGGCAGGUGCCCUAACAGUGUGCAAUAUCCCCCUGGCCUUUCUGGAGCCCACCAUAGCCAACUGGAUGGAGAGCACCAUGCAUUCAACUAAGUGGGAAAUGGGAUUAUGUUGGCUACCUGCUUUCUUUCCACAUGUUCUGGGUGUCUACAUGACCGUCAAACUGGCUUCUAAGUACCCCAACCUGCAGUGGUUCUAUGGAGCCUUGGGCAUGGUCAUUAUCGGGGCCAGCUCAUGCACCGUCCCAGCAUGCAAAACAUUCGGCCAGUUAAUCGCCCCGUUAUGCGGCAUAUGUUUCGGCAUUGCUCUCGUGGACACUGCCCUGUUGCCAACACUUGCCUUUCUGGUCGACGUGCGUCAUGUGUCCGUGUACGGCAGCGUCUACGCUUUAGCUGACAUCUCCUAUUCUGUCGCGUAUGCCAUGGGUCCUAUCGUGGCGGGGAAUAUAGUGCACAACUAUGGGUUUGUCCAACUCAACCUGGGCAUGGGCCUCGUCAAUGUCCUGUACGCACCGGCGCUUCUGCUGCUCCGUAAUGUGUGCCAAAUGAAGCCGUCCUACUCCGAGAGAGAUAACCUGUUGGUGGACGAUGAUGAACCCGAGGGUCUGUAUGAUACCAUGAAGAUGGAGGAGCGGAAAGGCAAGAAGAAGGGUUAUAGUUCGGCAGGGAACUGUUUGCCUGUGGUGGUGGUGGAUGAGAAUGGAGGGUUUGACCCGUUUAGAGCACAAACACGUGCCUCUUCAGAGGAAUCCUUUGGUCCAGAGUACAGUUAGAAUACUCAGAGUACAGCUAGAAUACUGUAUCGCAACAUAGAACUACACCUAGAAUGGAGUACAACUUAGAACGUCCCCGAAUACACUGAGAGUUCGAGAGAUAGGACUUAUGGACCUGCCAAAAGAGGGUAGACAAUCACUUCACUCUGUAAUAUACUCAUGUGCAAUAUAGAAAUACCCAAUCACCCAAUCAUACUUGUGUGACCCGUUUCAGAAGGUUAUUUAAUUUCAUCGUAAUUGAACAAGUCUUCUCUGUAUGUAUUGUUUCUUAUGGUCGUCUAAAUGGAGUACUAUUGUGAGAGGUCUAUCAAAUACAGUUGACUAUGUGUGCAUUACUACUGCAGAGUAUUGUAAAAAAGUAAAUAGAUAAAUGUAUGUACAAGAUUAUAUUGAUAUUAUAAAUACACGUCCAACUGCCAACGCAUCAACUAGCCUUUUGUGCAAAAAACAACAACUCCUUUUUAGUACUGGUAACCAUUGAUUUUCUUUCUUAAUUUCGUUGACAUAUUGACUAUCAUUUGUAUUUUGCUUUUGUUUUGUUUUGUUUUCCUUUUCCAUAUCUAAUAUCGAAACGUUGCCUAAUUGUGACCUCUGUAUUUUUGUCAUUUCUUUUUGUGAUGUUUUUGUUUUUCUUCGUGAAAUGUAGUGUAUUAUAAACAAAUGCGUGUUGUACAUAUGUGGAUAUUUACAUAGUAAAUGAUUCAAUUGUAUUUGGGCCUAUGCAUAUUUGAGUGUGUGCGUGAUGUAUGCGUGUAUGUUGAAACGGUGUAUUGUCAAAACGUAAUGAAGUGAUUAUCCGUCAUAGCUCAUUAACAACUUCCUAAAUUGAGCACAUAUAUGUUAAUAUAUCGAUAAUAGUUAUAAUAAAAUUGUAU
Oncorhynchus keta (chum salmon) is the source of this 3352-nucleotide messenger RNA. RefSeq names its product probable vesicular acetylcholine transporter-B. Bases 882 to 2477 code for a protein of 531 amino acids. Lineage: Eukaryota; Metazoa; Chordata; Actinopteri; Salmoniformes; Salmonidae. Gene Ontology annotation, cellular component: terminal bouton; AP-1 adaptor complex; membrane. Gene Ontology annotation, molecular function: xenobiotic transmembrane transporter activity; acetylcholine transmembrane transporter activity. The record is from RefSeq and is a predicted model, not a curated record. The transcript has a single exon. Gene Ontology annotation, biological process: chemical synaptic transmission; transmembrane transport; xenobiotic transport.